AUGCAGUCAGGAAUUUCUGCAUCUCAGGAGCUCACCUCCAAGUUCACCGACCUCCUUCAGUCCGACGAACACUUUGGCCUCCUCGCCACCAUCGAAAAUGAAUCCCUCACUCCCGUCUCCCUGCUGACCCCCACGUCAUCAUCUGCCACCUUCGCCGACAACGUCAACUCCCUCGUCCUCCCCGCCCUCGCCGACUCGGAGCCGCUCUACCUCCUCCUCAAGCGCUACGACUCGGCGCCGCGGCUCACUGCCGUGAGCUACAUCCCCGACACGGCCAAGGUGAGGCAGAAAAUGCUGUUCGCCUCGACGCGGCUGACGCUCGUGCGCGAGCUGGGGCGCGAGCACUUCCGCGAGACCAUCUACGCCACGACGCGCGACGAGCUCACGCCCGAGGGCUUCGACAAGCACGACAAGCACGAGCAGCUCGAGGCGCCACUGACCGAGGAGGAGAGGAGCCUCGAGGGCGUCAAGAAGGCCGAGGCCGAGGGCUCCAGGGGCACCGGAUCUAGGGAGAUCCACCUCGGCCAGCGCAUGAACAUGCCCGUGCAGGAGGAUGCGUUGGCGGCUCUCCAAGAGCUGAAGACCGAGGGAGGCAGGAGUCUGGUCACGCUGAAAAUCAACCCAGAAACCGAAAAGGUCGAGCUCGUCCCCGACUCGUCCUCACCAACCUCGAUCACCGACCUUGUGUCCGGCAUCUCGACCACCGAGCCCCGCUUCACGUUCUUUCGCUACGAGCACGAAUACGGCGGAUACAAGGGCGCGCCGCUCCUGUUCUUCUACACAUGCCCCGUCACGCCUGGCCGCAGGGCCAUCAAGGACCGCAUGUUGUACCCUCUGAUGAAGCGCGCGGUGCUGGAGAUGGCCAGUGGCGAGUGCGGUCUGGAAGUAGAAAAGAAGUUCGAGGUUGAGGAGCCUAGCGAGAUCACGGAGGACGUCGUCAUCUCCGAGCUGCAUCCCAAGGUUGAGGCGCGGAAGGGCUUCAGCAGACCGAAGAGGCCUGGUCGGUAG
Molecule: messenger RNA, 1008 nt
Organism: Diaporthe amygdali
Lineage: Eukaryota; Fungi; Ascomycota; Sordariomycetes; Diaporthales; Diaporthaceae
Product: cofilin tropomyosin-type actin-binding protein
Exons: 3
Coding region: 1-1008 (335 amino acids)
Biological process (GO): actin filament depolymerization; barbed-end actin filament capping
Cellular component (GO): actin filament; cytoplasm
Molecular function (GO): actin filament binding; actin monomer binding
Source: RefSeq, a predicted model, not a curated record